Messenger RNA from Rotaria sp. Silwood2, 897 nucleotides. The record is from the annotation of a GenBank genome assembly. NCBI's taxonomy places the organism in Eukaryota, Metazoa, Rotifera, Eurotatoria, Philodinida, Philodinidae.
AUGUCUUGGCGAUUGGCAUUUCAUUCAGCUAAAUUAUUAUUUUCAUAUCUUAUUCCUUAUAAAAUGACAUUAUUUCGUGAUGCAAUCUUGGCUGGAAAUAUACCAAAAAUACGACAAUUAGCUGAUGAAAGACCGAGAUUAUUACAACAAGCAAUUGAUGCCGAUGGCUAUACUGCAUUAGGUUUGGCCGUUCAGUUCGGUGAAUUAGAAGUUGUUAAGACUCUUCUUGAACUUGGCAGUGAUCCAAAUGUUGGAAAUGCAUUUGAUGGCAAUCAUCCACUUGUUUUUUUGGCUAAACUCCGUUCUGAAGAAAAUUCUAAAAUGCCUGAAUUAGCUGAUAUUUUACUUAAUGCUGGCUCAGAUCCAUUAUAUGAAGUACGUUAUCAAGCUGAUACUGUCAAUCGUAUUGAUGUAACACAAACACCAUCAUUUCAUGAAACACCAUUACUUUGUUGUAUUCGUUUUCAAAAUGAAGGUCUUCUUCGAAAAUUAAUUGAUCAUGAAGUUGAUAUAAAUGCACUCAAUCCAGAAUCAGGCACUACUCCAUUAAUGUUAGCUGCAGCACUUGGUUAUAUCAAUAUGUGUAAUAUUUUACUUGAUGCCGGUGCUGAUGUCAAUGCAUGUGAUAAUGCAUGUAAUACAUCAUUACACUUAGCUGUUCAAGGUUUUGGUGAUAAGAUGCCUGUUAUAGAAGCAUUACUUGAACAUGGUGCUGAUGUUAAUGCAACUAAUGACGAUGGUAUUACUCCAGCUAUGCUUGCUGAACAAAUGGAAGAUGAUGCCUCCCUUAAACUACUUCAAUCAAAAACAACUGACCAAAUAAAUCCACCAAAAUAUCAAGAAGUUGAAGAUAAUAACGAAGAACAAACAGAUGAACAAAUGUUUUCAUUUACAUAA